GACAACCCUGUCAGAAUUUCGUAAUUCGAAUCGAGCUGGUGCAAUUUCACCCGGCGGAGAGCUGAAGAAAAUGUCCGCAUCGACGGAUCAGGAUCCCGUGGAACUGAUGCUCAAGAAGACCGGCUGCAUAGAGCUCCACUACAAGGUGCAGGAGUGCAUUGCCGAAACGGGAGAUUGGAGGGCUUGCCAGGACAAGGUGAAGGAGUUCCGCGCGUGCAUGCAAAAGUACGUGGAGCAGCAGAGCCAGAAGUAUGCCAACGUCAAGUAGCAUCCUGCAGAAGUUCCUCAACAGUAGUGUGGCCUUCGGCAAGUCCACCAAGCUGGCGCUGGUGGUCCGUACCGAUCUGAAGAUGUCCAAGGGAAAGACGGCGGCCCAGUGCGCCCAUGCGGCAAUCAUGUGCUAUCAGGGUUCCGAACAGGGCACAAAACUGCAGAAGGCCAUCCUGCAGCGAUGGUGCCGCCUGGGGCAACCGAAGAUCGUGCUGCGAGUGGAUAACUUCGAGCAGCUGAGCUCCCUGGAACUGCAGGCUCAGCAGGCGAACGUGGUUUCCGCUUUGGUGCGGGAUGCCGGACGAACGCAACUGGAAUCAGGAACGGCCACCGUACUCGGCUUGGGUCCUGCGCCCGCCGAGGAUCUGGACAAACUAGUGGCGCAUUUGAAGCUCUUGUGAACUCUUAGGUUUAUGUAACGUUACAAAUAAAGUACAAGUAAUCAACAA
Drosophila ficusphila is the source of this 719-nucleotide messenger RNA. Its product is annotated as peptidyl-tRNA hydrolase 2, mitochondrial. Gene Ontology annotation, cellular component: cytosol; mitochondrion. The coding region runs from base 252 to 671 and encodes 139 amino acids. The record is from RefSeq and is a predicted model, not a curated record. The transcript has a single exon. Gene Ontology annotation, molecular function: peptidyl-tRNA hydrolase activity. Lineage: Eukaryota; Metazoa; Arthropoda; Insecta; Diptera; Drosophilidae.